AACGACUUAUAUCCCAACCAAGUAAAUCAGUUCAGGCCUCCGUUCAGGUCUAUUUCCUGAAACCCCAUUGCGCCCGACCAGAUCUUUGCUCCCUAAAUGCGAAACAAAGAUGUGGAGUGUUCAUAACCCUUCAAACGCCGACUGGAGAACAAGUAGCGUCCUGUUGUUUCUCAACAUUUUUUUUUUUUUUUCCAAUUUUUGUUUUUGUUUUUUUUUAUCCAUCCCGUUCUCUUUCCCUCAGCUGGCAUACCCAGAUUCUCUCCUGCCAAUAGGGCGGAAUCCUGACCCGGGAAAUGAGCUGACACGAGGGGCCAGCAUGGAGUGGGGGCGGUGCCUGAACACGCCCGACGUAUCCAAAACUGUGGAAAGAGGAAUUUGGGGGUUACCGAUGGCCUGGUCAAGGAAACGAAAAAGGAAAAAGGAGACCAAGGAAAAGUCGUGAGCCACGAGUCGUGACGAGGCUUACUCGGACGCCGCGAUCUAUCAAUCGAUAGUCCGGCGCUGGGCGUCGGGUUGGCUUUGCUCCCAUCCACUAGACUAAACUAGUCCCUGCGUUAGGGGCCCUAAGCCCGCCACCAUCACAAAAGUACGAUCCAGC
Messenger RNA from Aspergillus welwitschiae, 598 nucleotides. RefSeq lists its product as uncharacterized. The record is from RefSeq and is a predicted model, not a curated record. NCBI's taxonomy places the organism in Eukaryota, Fungi, Ascomycota, Eurotiomycetes, Eurotiales, Aspergillaceae. The coding region runs from base 110 to 442 and encodes 110 amino acids. The transcript has a single exon.